GAGACUAGGAAGAGUGUAUUGUUAGGAGCUAUGAUGGCCCGUCGGCAAAUCGAUUUGUUGUUUCUCUCUCAAUUCAACAAUGGAAUCACUGAUAAAACCCACAGAUUAUGAGUUUACAGCGAACAGAUCCAAACCAGAAAUGGCUCAAAAGACGAACUCCUCUCUCUGCUCUGUUCCAAUUCUGUUUCUCCUCACCCUUCUCUUAACCCUCUCCUUCUCCCUUUUCCUCCUCUUCACUCGAUCUUCCAAUCCCUCAUCUCUCUUCAAUCCCAACAUCUCUCCUUCUUCACCUCAAUCCAUCAAAGUCUUCAUUGCAGACCUUCCCAGAUCUCUCAACUAUGGCCUUCUCGACCAAUAUUGGGCGAUCCAGUCCGAUUCGAGGCUCGGCAGCGACGCGGAUCGUGAAAUUAGAUCGACCCAGAUGAAGAAAACCCUCGAGUUCCCUCCGUAUCCGGAGAAUCCGUUGAUCAAGCAGUACAGUGCGGAGUAUUGGAUUUUGGGGGAUUUGAUGACGCCCGAGGCGCAGAGAGAUGGAUCUUUUGCUAAGAGGGUUUUUGUGGCUGAGGAAGCCGAUGUGGUUUUUGUGCCGUUUUUCGCUACAUUGAGUGCUGAAAUGCAAUUGGGAAUGGCUAAGGGGGCGUUUAGGAAGAAAGUGGGGAAUGAAGACUAUGAGCGGCAGAGGAAUGUGAUGGAUUUUCUUAAGAGUACUGAUGCUUGGAAGAAGUCUGGUGGGAGAGACCAUGUUUUUGUUCUUACUGACCCAGUGGCAAUGUGGCAUGUCAAAGCUGAGAUAGCUCCGGCUGUUCUGCUUGUGGUUGAUUUUGGCGGAUGGUUCAGGCUUGAUGCAAAAUCAUCCAACAGUUCCUCGCCGGAUAUGAUUCAGCACACUCAAGUUUCAGUUCUUAAGGAUGUGAUUGUUCCAUAUACUCAUUUACUACCUCGGCUGCACUUAUCAGAAAACGAGAAGCGUCGGACUUUGCUUUAUUUCAAAGGGGCGAAACAUCGACAUCGGGGGGGAUUGGUGAGGGAGAAACUCUGGGACUUGCUGACUAAUGAGCCAGAUGUUAUAAUGGAAGAAGGCUUCCCAAAUGCCACAGGUAAGGAGCAAUCUAUCAGGGGGAUGAGAUCAUCAGAGUUCUGCUUGCACCCAGCUGGGGAUACCCCGACAUCGUGCCGCCUUUUUGAUGCCAUCCAAAGUCUCUGUAUACCCGUCGUUGUAAGCGACAACAUCGAGCUUCCAUAUGAAGACAUGGUGGAUUACUCAGAAUUCUGCGUCUUUGUAGCUGUUAGUGAUGCAUUGAAACCAAACUGGCUUGUAAAGCACCUGAGAACUAUCCCUGAAGAACAGAGGAACAGAUAUCGGCGAUAUAUGGCUCAGGUUCAACCCGUUUUCGAGUACGAGAAUGGUCGUCCGGGUGGUAUCGGGCCAGUUGCUCCAGAUGGUGCUGUAAAUCACAUAUGGAGAAAAGUCCACCAAAAGCUGCCUAUGAUGAAAGAAGCCAUUGCUAGGGAGAGAAGAAAACCAGAGGGUGUGGUAGUUCCUCUUCGCUGCCAUUGUACCUAAUAUCAUUCGCUGUGUAGCUUUCGUGUUAGUUUGCAUUGAUUUAUUAAUUCAAACCCAUAAAUGAUGAUUUUAUAGAGCUUUAUUAUAAUGAAAGUAUCCCUUUUUUUUAGUUA
Cucurbita pepo subsp. pepo (vegetable marrow) is the source of this 1677-nucleotide messenger RNA. RefSeq names its product Exostosin family protein. Lineage: Eukaryota; Viridiplantae; Streptophyta; Magnoliopsida; Cucurbitales; Cucurbitaceae. The record is from RefSeq and is a predicted model, not a curated record. Gene Ontology annotation, molecular function: glycosyltransferase activity.